Molecule: messenger RNA, 1470 nt
Organism: Canariomyces notabilis
Lineage: Eukaryota; Fungi; Ascomycota; Sordariomycetes; Sordariales; Chaetomiaceae
Exons: 2
Coding region: 478-1272 (264 amino acids)
Cellular component (GO): cytoplasm; nucleus
Source: RefSeq, a predicted model, not a curated record
AGUGAAUCCUGACGUCCUCGUUCAGGAGAGAUAGAAUAUCCAAUUCAUCGUGUACCUUACAAUAUAAAACGUCAAUUCUCUGUACCGUUGUUAUCUUUAUUUGAUUUUGAGAUGGGGGGAAGGGUCCGCACGCCGCCCACGGCGCACAACGUCAUUGCUGGAGCAAGAACAAGCCUACAAGGGGUCGGUGACUGCCCCCGCAUCAGCCAAGAUCCCCACCAACGGGUACCUCCGUACCCCUUGCUCGAUCUUCCCAUCACCCCACAUGCCGACAAGACGCUGUCGAUACCCGCGAAGAAUUGGCAUCUUGGAAUACUUUCAACACUUCAAGGACAUCAGGUCACCCGGGGACAUAACUGACAUUUGCUCGCAAAGAGACACAACCCGUUUCGAGGAUCGAAAGAACCAACGCCCAUAUCCCCUUGUAAACUCGGACCUUUCACAUCUCCAUCAACGCCUCCAAAAACGAUAAAUACUAUGGAGCAGCGAAUACCCCUGAGCCAUGAGGCCUCGGCCGGCGACACAAACAUGCGUGUGACGACCUCAUUGCCGCACGAGGUCGUCCAGUGCCUCGAGAACGCCCGCUUCCUCCACUUGGCCACCUGCUCCGACAACAUCCCGCACGUAUCACUCAUGAACUACACCUACCUCCCCUCCUCGCCGUUUUCCUCCUCCCCCGUCAUCGUCAUGACAACAAACCCAGCCAGCAAGAAAAUGACCAACCUAAUCACAAACCCAAACGUGUCACUCUUGGUCCACGAUUGGGUAUCCCACCGGCCCACACCGACCUCCCAAGCAAGACGCCUGUCGGGCGGUUCGUCAGGGGGUAGCACCUCGCCCGAGCGUCCUGCGCAGCAGCACCAACACCACCAAAUACAACAACAUCACCAGCCCUCGUCCCUCGCCGCGCUCCUCUUCAACCUCAACACCAGCGCCGUCUCGUCCAUCAGCGCCACCAUCAACGGCUGCGCGCGGCUGGUCCCCGCCGGGUCGGACGAGGAGAAAUACUACCGCGACGUGCACCUCGAGAACAACACGUUCGAUAGCGCCGUGGACCUGCUGGGCUUUGGUCCGCCGAGCGGGGAUGCUGCUGCUGACCAAGGGACAAGCCGUUUUGCGGCCGGGGAUGAGGAGGUGCGGGUUAUUGUGGUGGGCAUCAAAGACGUGAGGAUCGCCGACUGGAAAGGGGCGGUGAGAGAUUGGGUCAUCGCGGCACCUGGGCAAGGUGACGGGCAGGAGGCUGGUGAGGUGAUGGUGAACGGUGCGCGGUGAGGCGGGGGGUUUGCAGGUGUGUUGUUUUUGGCCCCUUGGGUCCGCAAUGAUACCAGCAGGAAUAGGCUGAAUGAUGGAUGAUAGAUGGAAAGCCAUAUUGUAGAGUAUCAACACCGGCCCACUGCGCCCGAUACGGAAUCAUGCUCACUCUGGCUGCUUGCCAGUCUUGUAGACACCAAUGUCAAUAUCGUGCACCUU